UUUCCACCUCUCUUACCCCUGCUAUUCCUUGCAUUCCAGUAAAUGCAGCUGCCAAUCAUUAGUGCUAAAGAGUACCCUCAUUCAUAGGUGGGUCCUAGGUUUUCCCCCUCCCUUCAUGCCUGCUCUCUCCACCUCUACUGCUCAGAAGCCCCCUUGCUCUCCACUUCCCUGGACCAGCAGACUGAAGUUCAUCUGGAGUCAGGCACCCCUCACUCAGGGACUCCAAUCCAGCCGAGAGGGGGACAUUAGGUCAGUCCGUAACAGCUGAGGGGAGAAGGUUCCGGGUGAAUAUGGCCAGGUUCCCAGCUCUUGGGUUCCUUUUAAUAAUCCAUCUAGUAACAUCCCAAGGGCAGAGAGCUGGACCACCAGGACCCGCAGGUCCUCCGGGACCUCCUGGAAUACCGGGCAAGGAUGGAAUAGAUGGUGAAUUGGGCCCCCCUGGUUUACCUGGACGCCCGGGUCCAAAAGGAGGCCCCGGAAAACCAGGAGAGGCUGGAAAACCAGGAUUGUCUGGAUUGCCAGGAAUUGAUGGACUAACUGGACCUGAUGGGAAAGCUGGGCCUGAUGGACCCCCAGGUGAACGGGGAAGUAUUGGACCACCUGGGCCAGAUGGACCUGCAGGACGAGGACCACCAGGACCUCCUGGUCUAGCUGGACCAAGUGGAUUACCAGGCGGUAGAGGACCUCAAGGUCCAGCGGGACCUUCUGGCCCUCCUGGUCUACCUGGACCCCCAGGACCACCAGGCCCUCCAGGUCUUCCUGGAGUUGUUCCCGAUGGCAACGGAGACCUGCAGUGCCCAGCUGUUUGCCCACCUGGACCACCCGGCCCCCCUGGAAUGCCAGGAUUUAAGGGCCACACCGGCAAUAAAGGAGAUCGAGGGGAGAUCGGAAAGGAUGGACAAAAGGGAGAGGCAGGCCCACCCGGGCCACCAGGAAUCCCUGGGAGCGUGGGCUUACAGGGCCCAAGGGGUCAGAGGGGCUUAGUUGGACCUCAGGGACCAGCAGGAGACAGGGGAUCCACUGGAUUUAGGGGACCCCCUGGUCGGCCAGGACCUCCUGGGAAAGCUGGGGAUCAAGGCGUAAGAGGACAUCAGGGAUACCAAGGACCAAAGGGGGAAACUGGUAAAUCCGGUCCUAAAGGAUUGCCAGGGGGUUCUGGCCCUAUAGGAGAACCAGGAAUGCCUGGGAAGGAUGGACGAGAUGGAAAUCCUGGCCUGGAUGGUGAGAAGGGUGAUUCAGGAAAGAUGGGAGUUUCCGGUGAGAAGGGACCCAACGGCCUACCUGGUCUUCCGGGCAAGGCUGGAACAAAAGGAGAGAAAGGUCAGCUGGGCAGCCAUGGAGAAUUGGGAGAAGCUGGUCCCUCUGGAGAGCCAGGUAUUCCCGGUGAAUCUGGCCCCCCAGGAGAGAGAGGAGAGACUGGACCCAGAGGAGGAGCUGGUGGUGUUGGUCUGCAAGGACCCAUUGGAGCUCCCGGAGUGCGAGGAUUUCAGGGGCCAAAAGGCAACAUUGGUGACCCCGGCUUACCAGGUCCUACUGGAAUUCGUGGUGGAUUUGGGGAACGGGGUCCCGUAGGAGUUGCAGGACCAAAGGGCAGUCAGGGCAUUGCUGGUUCCGAUGGACUUCCAGGAGAUAAAGGAGAGCUGGGACCAUUUGGCGGUGUUGGACAGAAAGGAGAGCCAGGAGUGAGAGGUGAACCUGGCCCUAAAGGUGUUUCUGGGCCUAAUGGGACGUCAGGUGUACCAGGAAUUCCCGGCCCUCCUGGCCCAAUGGGUUUCCAAGGAGAACAAGGAGUCCCUGGCAUAACUGGAAAAAGUGGCGUUCUUGGCAAGCUGGCCAGUGAGCAGCACAUCCGGGAGUUAUGUGGGGGAAUGAUCAAUGAUCAAAUUGCACAGUUAGCUGCUAACCUCAGAAGACCACUGGCUCCAGGGUUGGUUGGUCGACCAGGCCCUGCUGGGUUACCUGGAGUACAAGGCGUUCCUGGACGAGUAGGACAUCCUGGUUCUCGUGGACCUCCAGGAUACAGAGGGCCAACUGGGGAUCUGGGAUAUCCUGGUCCAAGAGGUUAUCAUGGUGAUAAAGGAGACAAAGGACCAGUUGGACGUGGUAUUGAUGGACCAUUUGGUGAUCAAGGAGAGCAAGGUGCACAAGGAGUGCCUGGGAUAAGCAUAGAUGGCCGGGAUGGUGCACAUGGUGAGCCUGGUUACCCUGGUGAGCCUGGUAGACCAGGUACAAUAGGUGCUCAAGGUACUCCUGGGAUAUGUGACACAUCUGCCUGCCAAGGUGCGGUCUCUGCAGGAAAAACUAGUCAUCCUAAAUCCUAAACAUCACAAUUAACAAAGGCAAGGAACUAUAUUCAAUACAGCUCUCUGUUGUAUGGAAGACCUACCGUUAGAAACAUUCAGGGAGGUGGUUGUUUAUCACAAAACCCAAGAACGGAUUCCUACACCAUUAGCCCAGCUCCAUGAAACUGAAGAACAUCUGAGUAAAGUUUUCUAGAUGAUUAAUUAUUUUGUUAAAGUUCACUGUUAUCUCUGACACUCACAUUUAUUUUUUACCUCUGAACCCCCUCCCCAUGGUUGUUAGCCUUAAUUUUGGACUUGUUUGCUUGGCAUGCUGCUCACCAUGAUCUGUGUCGGUUCCCAAGCUGUUCAUCCAGCCUGCAGAGGCUUAUGAGAACCAACCCUCUUGCAGUCUAGUCUUGCCAGAGGUAAGUGUACAUAGAAAUGUCCAAGGGAGAACGUUUUUAUAUUUCCAUAUUAAAGCCUGGAGAUUUUGUUACAAAUAACAAAAUGCAGUGUGGCUAUGACAUGUAAUAAAACCAUUUCCAAGACAGAGAA
Molecule: messenger RNA, 2837 nt
Organism: Pseudophryne corroboree (corroboree frog)
Lineage: Eukaryota; Metazoa; Chordata; Amphibia; Anura; Myobatrachidae
Gene: COL9A3
Product: collagen type IX alpha 3 chain
Exons: 32
Coding region: 291-2321 (676 amino acids)
Biological process (GO): extracellular matrix organization
Molecular function (GO): extracellular matrix structural constituent conferring tensile strength
Source: RefSeq, a predicted model, not a curated record